AUGAUUACGCAUCAAACUAUCAAGCUUGCUGAAGUAGUAACAAGAAAACACAGAGAAAAUGAGCAUAAUCGACUUACUGACCAAAGUGGCUCCGGCGACUCUUCGAAGGAGGCGGAGACAGAGAGAAAUCCAGUGAAUCUCGAGUAUUCAGGUUAUGUUCUGCAAGUCAAUUUUCGUGUCUGCAUCAGUAAUGGUUUUAGAAUGAUUUCAGGCAUGGAUUUCAUGGGGCAAAGGUCAGGUGAUGAGGUUAAUCAAAGGAAUUUUGCUGCAAGGUUUCUUGUAAGUGAAGAAGAAUUUGGAAGAAUUGUAAGAACAUGGAGACAAAUGGAGUUAAAUCAAUGA
Molecule: messenger RNA, 342 nt
Organism: Vicia faba (fava bean)
Lineage: Eukaryota; Viridiplantae; Streptophyta; Magnoliopsida; Fabales; Fabaceae
Source: the annotation of a GenBank genome assembly